GGGUUCUUCACAUAAAAUUCGCCAUAGCUAGGGUUAUAGUUCAUCUUCCCAGAGCUCAUACACACACACGCAGAAAUGAAGACGAUCCUAUCCUCCGACUCCAUGGAUAUCCCCGACGGCAUCAAAAUCAAGGUUAGCGCCAAGGUGAUCGAGGUCCAAGGCCAGAGGGGAACACUCUCCCGCAACUUCAAGCAUCUAAAUCUGGAUUUCCAGCUCGUCACUGACCAGGAAACCGGGAAGAAGAAGCUGAAGAUCGAUGCCUGGUUCGGCAGCAGGAAAGCCACCGCCUCCAUCCGCACCGCGCUUAGCCACGUCCAGAAUUUGAUCAACGGUGUCACCAACGGCUACCGUUACAAGAUGCGUUUCGUUUAUGCUCACUUUCCGAUCAACGCUUCCAUCACUGGCAGCGGCACCGCCAUUGAGAUCCGCAACUUCCUUGGCGAGAAGAAGGUGAGGAAGGUUGAUAUGCUCGGAGGGGUUUCCAUUGUGCGGUCUGAGAAGGUGAAGGAUGAGCUUGUUUUGGAGGGCAAUGACAUCGAGCUUGUUUCUAGAUCAUGUGCUUUGAUAAACCAGAAAUGCCAUGUGAAGAACAAGGAUAUUCGGAAGUUCCUUGACGGUAUCUACGUAAGUGAAAAGGGGGCUAUAGCUGUUGAAGAAUAACUUAGUAUCCGAGCCUAGUAUCCUCAAGCUUCCUUCCGAUCACCCAGAGACCGACCUCUGCCCGUUGAAUUCGGAACCAGAUGCGUGCCCUGUGAAAUGCUUCCGCCACGACCCGGUCUGUGGCGUCAACGGCGUCACCUACUGGUGCGGGUGCGCAGAGGCUCACUGCGCCGGGGCGCGUGUGAAGAAAUCCGGGUAUUGUGAAGUCGGCAAUGGCGGGUCGGGCCCCGCGGGUCAGGCGCUUCUGUUGGUUCACAUCAUAUGGCUGAUCUUGCUCGGCAUAUUUGUGCUGUUUGGGAUGCUUUGAUCCGAUUCGGAGGGGGUUUUCCUUGUUACUUCUCUUACAUUUGGAAUUGAGGUUAGAAUUCGGCGCUUUAUAUUGUAUGUAUAUUGAUAUGAGUGGUUAUUUGUUGUAUUCUUUGUAGUGGAGGAUGAUGAUGAAUUGAUGAUGAUUCUUUUCUAUAUAAGUAUACCUGUUGAUUCUGGAAA
Messenger RNA from Salvia splendens (bonfire salvia), 1149 nucleotides. RefSeq names its product 60S ribosomal protein L9-2. The transcript has 4 exons. The coding region runs from base 76 to 660 and encodes 194 amino acids. The record is from RefSeq and is a predicted model, not a curated record. Gene Ontology annotation, biological process: cytoplasmic translation. Gene Ontology annotation, molecular function: structural constituent of ribosome; rRNA binding. Gene Ontology annotation, cellular component: cytosolic large ribosomal subunit; ribosome. Lineage: Eukaryota; Viridiplantae; Streptophyta; Magnoliopsida; Lamiales; Lamiaceae.